AUGGUCCAAGCAGAAGCAGUAUAUGAAGAAAAGGAUUAUAGAAGAGUUAGAUUUGUUGGACGACAGAAGGAGGUGAACAAGAAUUUUGCGAUUGAUUUGAUAGCAGAGCAGCCUGUGAGUGAAGUUGAAAGCAGAGUGAUAUCAUGCGAUGGUGGUGGUGGAGCUUUGGGACAUCCUAAAGUAUACAUAAACUUGGACAAAGAUACAAAGACAGGAACAUGUGGCUACUGUGGACUUCAGUUUAAACAGAAACAUCACUGAAGGAUUAUCCCUGCGUGCUUGCAGAUUUCUCUUCAGAUGUUAACGUUUAACUAUAAAUAAACAAUAUAUUUAGAAAC
This is a messenger RNA of Egretta garzetta (little egret), 338 nucleotides long. It is a transcript of the gene NDUFS6, whose product is annotated as NADH:ubiquinone oxidoreductase subunit S6. The record is from RefSeq and is a predicted model, not a curated record. NCBI's taxonomy places the organism in Eukaryota, Metazoa, Chordata, Aves, Pelecaniformes, Ardeidae. Gene Ontology annotation, biological process: mitochondrial electron transport, NADH to ubiquinone. The transcript is spliced from 4 exons. The coding region runs from base 1 to 261 and encodes 86 amino acids.